AUGUUCACGACAAGGCAACACCGUACCCCCUCCACUCUUCACAACCGAACCCCCACGUCCGAACACCGUCCCACCUGCUCACAGAAGCACCUCCCUGGGUUCGUGGAGAAGGCCGUCGAGUUCAAGGCCAAGGUAAUCGACGCCAUCGCGUGUGCUUCCGUGAACAACGCCUUUGUCAUGAAGGUCAUGAAGGCAUGGAAGGCGGAUCUGAAGAUCGGGGACGAGGUGCUUUUGUUGAGCGACGACAAUGGACGAUUCACUCGGGCGAUUGGUUGCCAGCUCGAUUUAAGCAACAAGCCGGCGGGCUUGUGGGUUCGAUCGAAGAGGUCCUGA
This is a messenger RNA of Striga hermonthica, 333 nucleotides long. The record is from the annotation of a GenBank genome assembly. NCBI's taxonomy places the organism in Eukaryota, Viridiplantae, Streptophyta, Magnoliopsida, Lamiales, Orobanchaceae.